AUGCGAACUCGAUCGAGUCGGUCAACUGAAGACUUGGUCGAGCUAGACAUUACAACGGGUAGAAAGAGGGUUCAGAGGUCACAGAGGGUACAAGAGGAACCUGAGGUGCUUGUUGCUGAUACAAUGGAUGUACCAGAGGGGAAUGGAAACCCUUUGGGUAAUGGACUCGGUCGAGCUAGGCAAACUCGACCGAUUGGUCAAGGAGAUGCUCCAAACCGCCACCAACAGAGACAAGGGAUUGUUCCACCACCAGUGCAGAACCACAACUUUGAGAUCAAGCUGGGAAUGAUCAACCUUGUCCAGAACAAGAUGUUCCAUGGAUUGCCAAGUGAAGACCCCAUUGACCACCUUGAUGAGUUUGAUGGGCUUUGCGAUUUGACAAAGAUCAAUGGUGUCUCUGAAGAUGCCAUCAAGCUGAGACUCUU
Molecule: messenger RNA, 425 nt
Organism: Microthlaspi erraticum
Lineage: Eukaryota; Viridiplantae; Streptophyta; Magnoliopsida; Brassicales; Brassicaceae
Source: the annotation of a GenBank genome assembly